This is a messenger RNA of Arctia plantaginis, 483 nucleotides long. The record is from the annotation of a GenBank genome assembly. Lineage: Eukaryota; Metazoa; Arthropoda; Insecta; Lepidoptera; Erebidae.
AUGUACGAGGUCUCGUGCGUUGCCGGCAACAAAGUAGACGCUGCCUACGCAGUCAAGAGCUUGUCGAACGUGAUACCAUCAGGGAUGGGGCACACGGUGUCUGUGCAGCGCCACCAUGCGCACUCACAAUCUUACAAACAUAAACCUGAACUUCCUCCGCCUGUGAGUAAGCCUGAUGCCUUGAAAUCUCAUGUGAUGAGGCUCUUGAAGAGAUCGAAGAGCCACACUCCAGCUACCAGGGCGGCAGAGAACCAAAGCGAUCCGAGGAAUUUCGACAGGCGCACGGUAUUCACUCGACCUGUUGUCGAUGAACAAAGACGAAGGAGGAACUCCUCCGAACGUCGUCGGAGUGCUGAUAAACGAGUGAUGGUGACGAUCGUGGACGGUCUACCGGUUGUUGUAACUGGACAAAACCAAGUGCCACAGCCGCCUCAGCAUCCUCCGCCAGUCACUCCGCACCAUCGACACACGCAUAAGGUAUGA